AUGCGCCUGAAAUAUAUCUUUCAUGGGCAAAAUAACAAACCACAUCCUUAUCAUGUAAAAUCAAACUGGAUACCACAAGUUCAACCCUCGGUUGCACUCGAAAGUUAUCUUGAAGAGGUUAAAUUACAACUGGUAGAAAUUAAACUGUCACAGCCAAGAAACAAUCUGUCAUCAAGAGAACGAGAAGUACUACAAUCUUUAAAAAGAAACAAAGAUCUUAAUGUGAAAAAAGCAGACAAAGGUUCCUGUGUCGUUAUUAUGGACACAGAGAACAAAAUAAACGAAGGUCAAACGCUACUUGACAACUCGAAACACUAUAGACCUUUAGAUGAACCGAUGGUUAAGGAAACUCAAUAUAAAGUAAAACAACUAAUACAAGAACUACAUGAAAAUAAAAACAUUGAUGACAUGACAAAAACACCGAGCCCGCCUAGAAUUCCCAUAUUCUACACCCUAACUAAAAUUCACAAGCCUACACCAGUAGGUAGGCCAAUAAUAUCAGGCUGUGACGGACCAACAGAAAGAAUCUCAGCAUUUCUUGAUAGGCUGUUGCAACCUAUAGCACAAAGACAGGCUUCUUAUCUUAAAGACUCCACAGACUUCAUUAAUUUCAUAGAAAGCACAGAAGUCCCAAUGCACGAGAUCAUUGUUUUAA
Molecule: messenger RNA, 655 nt
Organism: Porites evermanni
Lineage: Eukaryota; Metazoa; Cnidaria; Anthozoa; Scleractinia; Poritidae
Source: the annotation of a GenBank genome assembly